Messenger RNA from Leptinotarsa decemlineata (Colorado potato beetle), 1925 nucleotides. RefSeq lists its product as uncharacterized. Gene Ontology annotation, biological process: regulation of transcription by RNA polymerase II. Gene Ontology annotation, cellular component: nucleus. The record is from RefSeq and is a predicted model, not a curated record. NCBI's taxonomy places the organism in Eukaryota, Metazoa, Arthropoda, Insecta, Coleoptera, Chrysomelidae.
GAAGUGUCAGACGUUUGCGUAGGCACCAGCGUUGGAACCAUCACGGAGCCAGAUUGCCUUGGACCAUGCGAACCCGGCACCAGCGUGACACUCGAAGGCAUUGUCUGGCACGAGACUGAAGGAGGAGUUCUAGUGGUUAACGUUACCUGGAGAGGAAAGACGUACGUUGGGACCCUGCUGGACUGCACUAGGCAUGACUGGGCCCCACCUCGAUUCUGUGAUUCCCCCACAAGUGACCUGGACAACCGCACACCAAAAGGUAGAGAGACGCGGUCAUCGGUCCACAGCAAGCUGCGCAAUGGUGGAGGCGGAGGCGCUGCCGCUGCCCUCAAGGGACGCCGAGGAGCUACUGCCACCGCCAACGGCGCCGGUCCGUCGACGGCCCCCUCGUCGCCUGCGCCCUUUGCGCCGCCCCGCCCGGACAACAAACGCAAGAACCGAGUCGGCGAAGAGGACACCCCACCCAGCGGUACCGUCAAGAAGACUAAGGUCGUGGGACCGCCGCCGGUGGCCCCCGUCCCAUGCGGGAGCCCACCCCCCUCCCCCGUGCUGUUGGAGUGCCCGGAGCCGAACUGCUCGAAGAAGUACAAACAUAUCAACGGGCUGAAGUACCACCAGUCGCACGCGCACAGCUCGGCUGACGAUGACGACACAAAGGACGUGACGUCCAUGUCGGAGAAUGACGAGUCGAAUAUUGAGGCGCCAAGCCCGUUGAAUGCGCCGCAAGCAAAGAGUCCUGACAAGAGUAGUCAGGACAGUCCGGCGACGCCUCCGAAGAAGGAGAGCGAGCUGCCGCUGCUUCUGCGCGAAGCCUCGAGCCAGCCUGGCACUCCACGCAGCACUCCCCCCUCCCCCGCCACGCCGCAGGAACUGCCGCCGGCGGCCGGCUCACCUACCGUGCCUCUAGUAGUUGCCGACGCUAAAGCAGUCGUCAAGCCCGGAGUUCUGCGCUAUACGACGCCGGAAGACUAUCCCGUCGGUAUCUUUUCAGGGAACAAAGCUCAGGUUCAAGGUCCGCCGAUAGCGAGUUCGAAUCCACUGCCUUCAAGCCGACCAACGGCGGCGCCCACACUAACGGCGUCGACCGAACCGUCGCCCAACCAUUCCGAACCUCCCCCGCCUAAAACCCCCCCACAGCCACAGUCUUUCGCCCAAGUGGCCUCUUCGCCCGCGCAGCAGUUCACGCAGCCGCCUUCUAUCAUAAUUCCGGGGCAGGCGGCCGGGGCACAGAUCCAGCCGCAGCUCUCCCCGCUGCCGCCCCAUUCCCCCAGCCCCGCCGCCAAGGUCACGCAGUUCAAGGUGAAACCGACGUCGGCGCUCAUGCCCGACGAGAAGAAGCAGCAGCAGCAGGUGACUGCUUCCAAAGUGCAGAACUUCGCGAAGAAGAAGAGCCGGAAGUCUCCGGCGAGCAGUCCUCAUCCUCCCGAGCAGCCGCUGUACGGGGGGGAACCGUCAGGGAGGGAAGAGGUGCAAAGUCCGGCGUAUUCGGACAUUUCGGACGAUACCCCUCCGGUCAUGGAGCCGGAGAUUGGCGAGAAGGGCAAGAACGCGGAUAAAAAGACUGAGCAGGGGCAGAGCGUGCCGCAUUUGCCCCAGUACAAUAUGUAUCACCCGUUCUACGGGCAGACACAUCAGUAUCUGGUAUCUUCGCAACAAACGCAACAAGACAAGCCUAAGGAACCCGAAAAGCAAUCCGAAAAAGCAAUCGAGAAAGACGUUAAAAAGGAUACGCCCGACUACCCUCAGAAGGUCGUACCGCAACACUAUUACCCCUUCAGUUAUAUGCAGGGGUAUGGUUACAACAUGGACUCGAAUUACGGGGGAGUUCCCCUCGUCCAAGACGACAAACUCAAGGAGGAGCGGAUAAAAGAAAACCCCAGUCCGAUCGAUCAGACUCUUAAGCAACCAACUCCGAUUCCCAAUCC